Gryllus bimaculatus (two-spotted cricket) is the source of this 675-nucleotide messenger RNA. Lineage: Eukaryota; Metazoa; Arthropoda; Insecta; Orthoptera; Gryllidae. The record is from the annotation of a GenBank genome assembly.
AUGAGGGAGUCUCCACCUUCAUACGCGGUGCACGGCAAGGGCGGCUUCGGAGUGAUGUGGGCAGAAAAUCCGCCCAAGAUCCUUGACGUGGGGUCGGCGCGCGUGGUGACGGCCGCGCUGUACUCGGCGGUGACGCUGACGUGCGCGGCGGAGGGCAACCGAACGCAGCGCCUUCCAGUGGCUGCAGCGGCCGCUGGGGCGCCGCAGGUGGUGCGCGAGGGCGCGCCGGCGGCGGUGUGGGUGGCGCGCGGGCAGGACGCCACGCUGCGCCUGGUGGUGUGCGCGGACCCGCGGCCGCGCUCCGCCGCCUGGGAGUGGGGGUCGCUGCGCCUCGAGGCCGGCUCCUCGCUCGGCAAGUACCGCGCCGACGAGCUGCAGCAGGACUCGCGCGACGACUGCUUCGUGGCGGCGCUGCACGUGACGGGGGCGGGGCCCGGCGACGCGCGCCGCUACUCGCUGCUGGUGGAGAACGAGCGUGGCGCCGACCGCUUUGGCCUGCAGCUCGCCGUGCGCGAGCCCGUGGACAUGGCGACGCUGCUGAGCGCGGCGGCGGGCAGCGUGCUGGUGCUUCUGCUGCUGGUGCUUGCUGCCGUGUGGGCCGUCCGCCGCGAGAAGUGCUGCUUCGCGCUAACUUCUAAUUGUAUGAUUGUUGAUAAGUUUUGUGAUAGAGAAUAA